Messenger RNA from Aspergillus candidus, 1573 nucleotides. Its product is annotated as FPP/GGPP synthase family protein. The record is from RefSeq and is a predicted model, not a curated record. The transcript is spliced from 2 exons. NCBI's taxonomy places the organism in Eukaryota, Fungi, Ascomycota, Eurotiomycetes, Eurotiales, Aspergillaceae. Gene Ontology annotation, molecular function: prenyltransferase activity. Gene Ontology annotation, biological process: isoprenoid biosynthetic process. The coding region runs from base 245 to 1408 and encodes 387 amino acids.
CUUAUCUCCCCCUACAAAGUACCAUCUCUUCAUAAACUGGGAUGUGGAGCUUGUAGGUAGCCUUGAUUCACGUAAAGAGCCAAUCACAAGAACACACGCAGGGGCAAAUGGCCGCGGCGACUACCCCUCCUCACGAGCUCCGGUCGAUCAUCCGACUUUGGAACCACCCCGCAGUAUUCGGUCAUAUCAACGCAAUCCUGAAUCCUUGAUUAUUCCUAUCCCUAUACUAGUCAACACGAUCGUCAUGCCGUCAGACUCACCUUAUCAGCAUCCUGUCAUCCCUCCGCGCACAAGCUCCACCGGUAUGACGGACGUCAACCAUCAGGGGAAGCCCCUCCACGCGAUCCCUGAGGUGGAUCGCCCGGACAACGGCAACGGGGAGGGCCGACUACCAACGAAUAGUAACAUCCGGAGUAAGCACUCGCGACGCCGCUCGAGCAUGGAUGGCACCAAAUACAGGGAUGGGCAGUGGUCGUCGGAGAAGGAGCGGAUUUUGAUGGGUCCGUACGACUACAUGCUGCAGAACCCGGGCAAGGAUAUCCGACGGCAGUUGAUCAACGCCUUCAAUGUAUGGUUGCAGGUGCCGGCCGAGAGCAUUGAAAUUAUCAAUAAAGUGGUGGGUAUGCUGCAUGCGGCGUCGUUAUUAAUCGACGAUGUAGAAGAUGACUCGAUUCUCCGUCGCGGAGUCCCCGUCGCACACAAAAUCUACGGCACAGCGCAGACGAUCAACUCCGCCAACUACGUAUACUUCCUCGCGCUACAAGAACUGCAGAAACUCAACAACCCAGAAGCAAUCAACAUCUACGUCCAAGAACUACUCAAUUUGCACCGCGGCCAGGGAAUGGACCUCUUCUGGCGCGACACCCUCACCUGCCCCAGCGAAGACGAAUACCUCGAAAUGGUCGGCAACAAAACAGGCGGCCUCUUCCGGCUGGCAAUCAAGCUCAUGCAAGCAGAGAGCCAAACCGGGCGAGACUGCGUCCGUCUGGUCAACGUCCUAGGCCUGAUCUUCCAGAUCUGCGACGACUACCUCAACCUCUCCAACCUCACAUACACCCAAAACAAGGGCCUCGCAGAGGAUCUCACCGAGGGCAAAUUCUCCUUCCCCAUCAUCCACAGCAUCCGCUCCAACCCGCACAACCACCAGCUCAUCAACAUGCUCCGCCAGCACACCAAGGACGACGAAGUCAAGCGCUACGCUAUCUCGUAUAUGGAGAGCACGGGCAGCUUUGCGCACACGCAACAGGUUGUGCGUGACUUGCGCACUACGGCGUUGGGGCUCAUUGAUGAGAUUGGGCGUAGUGGGCGGGGGAACCCGUCCGAGGGCCAAGAUGACGGGGCCAUGAUCCGCGCGAUUAUGGAUAAGAUGACGGAGGCGACGCUGGCGGAUACGCAGGAUCACAAAUAAUACAGACUACACGGACCUUGGUAUGUGUUGGAUAAAUUCGGCUUGUCUUUCUUCGUGGUUCUGGAUGUACAUAUUAAUACGACUGACGACCAAUCUGCAUGGCGAGUGGUUCUUAAUUGAUUAUCCUAUCCUUUUUAUCAUUUUCUUGAAUAACACACAAUGACA